Centruroides sculpturatus (bark scorpion) is the source of this 4294-nucleotide messenger RNA. It is a transcript of the gene conv, whose product is annotated as protein artichoke-like. The transcript has 3 exons. The record is from RefSeq and is a predicted model, not a curated record. NCBI's taxonomy places the organism in Eukaryota, Metazoa, Arthropoda, Arachnida, Scorpiones, Buthidae. Bases 317 to 3511 code for a protein of 1064 amino acids. Gene Ontology annotation, molecular function: protein binding.
UUGAAAUUUCAUUUUUAGUGCUUUUAACAAUACGAAAAUUAUAUUUUGUAAGUUUAUUUUAAAUUUAUGAAAUGUUUUUACUCUUGUGAAUUGUGAAUUUGUACCUAUUUAUGAAAGGAAAUCAGUUAACCGAUGCUUUGAAUGUCGUAUGUGUAACUAAACAAUAUGAAGAAAAUGAGGAAACAAACUGGUAAAACCUGAAGAUGUAAAUAUUUUAAUAUAGAGAAAUAUAGAAUUUAAAAUGACUUAAAAGGGAAAGAUACAGAGAAAAAUAUAUAAUAUUUAAAAUUUAUAACAUAAAAGAAUUAUAUUGAAAAUGAUUCUGCUGAUAUACAUCAUCAUUAUCAUUACUGUUUCUGGAAUUUGGACGGAAGAGGACGGAACAACUCCUCCAACUAUUACCUAUAAAUGUCCUACCGAUCAAUAUUUUAUAUAUCCAUGUAAAUGUGUUUCGGGGAAGCAGAAAGGAUUAGUGAUACAAUGCGAGAAAGCAAAUUUGGCAAUGUUAGCUGUCGGAAUUAACAAUAUAGAAUUACCCGUUGAGCAGUUAACUAUAAAGAAUUGUGCCAUGAGUAAACUCUUUGGUGAUAUCUUCGAUAAUUUAAGUGUAAAUGAUCUUCACAUCAGAAAUAAUGGGAUUACUGAAUUGAGUGAUGAUGUAUUCACUUCUUUGAAUGAAUCUCUGAAUGUUCUUGAUCUUUCUUACAAUAAGUUGGAAUGGGUUCCAAUUGCAGCCAUCCAGAAGUUAAAAAAUUUAAAAGUUAUUAACUUAUCACAUAACGAGAUACAAAUCGUUACAGCAAAUUCAUUUGCACCAUUGCCUCUACUAGUAGAGAUCUUCUUGAAUAAUAACAAAAUAAUCAAGAUGGAACCUGGAAGUUUGAAUGGUUUAAGGCAUUUAGAAAGGCUUCAUCUUCAUCACAACAACAUAUUUACCAUCGAAAAAAAUUCAUUUAGACUGUUAAUCAAGCUAAAAUAUUUAGAUAUGUCUUAUAACAGCAUUACAAAACUCGAUAAAAAUGAUUUUCGUGACCUUACAAACUUAUGGUUUUUGAACGUUUCAAAUAAUCAAAUUGAUACCAUUCCAAGAUCUAUGUUCGUGAGAAAUGUUAUGUUAAGGGUCCUAAACAUAUCUAAUAAUUAUUUAACUGGUAUGGAUGCGUACAUGUUAAGAGGUUUGAGGUUUUUGAGGGAUAUAUACCUGCGUGGCAAUAACAUCAAGACUAUUGCAAGAAGGACUUUUGCAUCAGCAACACGCUUAAGAACUAUUGAUUUAGAGGGUAAUCUUCUCGAAGAUGUCGGUUACGAGAUGUUUAAAGACUUCAAUUGGCUUGAAGUUUUAGAUCUUAGUCAUAAUAAAAUAUCAAAAAUAGCCAGUGCAGCUUUUUAUAAAAUGUAUCAAGUAUUCAUCGACAUGAGCCAUAACAAGAUUAGUUACAUAGGAAAGGGAGCAUUUACAGAAUUAUCAAACGUUACUGUAUUUGAUCUUUCAUAUAAUAAUAUAACUGAAAUACCCAACGAAGCUUUCGAAAUUAGUGACGUUAAUAUUUUAUUAUUACAUCACAACCAAAUCGAAGACUUGAGUAAAGUGUUGAUUACUAACUUAACGGGGAUUAAAAUAUUUAAUGCAAGCUACAACAGGAUAACUGCACUGAAUCGAAAAUCGUUUACUCCGAAGAGAUUAUACGAGUUGCAUACUGUAGAUCUGAGUUACAAUAACAUAACUGAGGUCAGUGGAAGCGUUUUUGAGAAAUUUGCAAGUUUACGUUUCAUCUUGCUUCAUCAUAACCAAAUUCGUAAAGUAGGAUACUCGAGUUUUGGUGCUCUUCCUACUCUAUUAGAGUUGGAUGUCAGCUACAAUAAUAUUUCAGAAGUGAGUUCCUCAGGAUUUUCUAGUCUUGUAUCAGUACGAACUUUAUAUGCACAUCAUAAUAACAUUAGAAAGAUGUUUACUGUUCCUAUUGCGUUGAACGAACUACAUCUAGAGCAUAACAAUCUUUCUCACAUACGUCCGGGAUCGUUUCCACAAAUGAAUUCAUUACUUCACUUAUAUCUUGAUAAUAAUAAGCUUAACAAAUUAGAAGGUGGAGCAUUUUCUAAUUUGCUAACAUUGCAAACUUUAUCGUUAAGCCACAACAACAUAUCUGUAAUACCCUGGCAGGCUCUGAAGGAUCUUAGCGCUUUGCAAUAUCUAUAUUUUCACAAUAACAAUAUCACAAAAUUAAAUAAAAAAGCUUUUGGUAAUUUACCAGUUGUGUUCCAUUUACGGUUAGAUUAUAAUAGGCUCAAUAACGUUAGCGAAAAUGCUUUUGAAGGCAUGUUGCAGCUGUUGGUACUCAACAUGAGCCAUAAUCAAUUGACAACUCUUCCACCCGAUGCAGUCAAAGGAUUAGUUUCUUUAAGAAAAAUAGAUCUGUCUUAUAAUAAUCUAGCAAAUUUAGAAAAUAAAACUCAUGGAUUAUUUGAAAGUUUAUUAUCUGUAGAAGUUAUUAAUGCAUCCAAUAACAGAAUAUCUGGAGUUACGGAUCGAACAUUUCCAAGAUCACCUUACAUCCCUUACAAGAUCAGAUAUGUCGACUUAAGUAAUAACUUUAUUCCGAUUAUUACGAAAACGUUUGAUGACGGAUUGAAAAAAGUUGAAGUGCUUAAUUUAAGAAAUAAUAUCAUUAAUGAAAUAACUCCUAACGUGUUGAAAAAUAUGACCCAACUCCAAGAACUAGACUUAUCAUAUAAUCAGUUAACAAGAUUACCUCCUUCCAUUUUUGGUAUGAUAGAAAACAUGACUGUGCUUCAAUUACAGAACAAUAAACUCUAUUCUAUAUACGUCCAUGACUUAUUGAAGAUGGCGAAUUUACAAAUUCUUAACAUGAGCAAUAAUCAGCUUACUGAAUUUCACGAAGAAUUUUUUCCUCCCAUAAAGAAUGGCCUUCGACUCUUUUACGAAGGUAAUCCGUUAAAUUGCGACUGUAAAUUAAAGCGGCUCGUGUAUUGGAUGCGUAAACAUUCGAAUUCAUCGGAAUGGAGAAAUGUCAUGUGCCACCAACCAUCAAAUUUAGCCAAUAAAUUAUUAAAUGAAAUUAACGAAGAACGUUUACAGUGCUUGGGAGAUGUUAAAUUUUCAGAAGACGAAUUUAUCAAUCCGGAUUUGAUAUAUCGAGGUAUAGAAACGAAAGAUAAAGAGAAGAAAGUUCGAUUCGUUUGGUACGUCAAUUCUAAAGAGGAUAUUGCAGGAUUUAAAGCAAAAUUGAGUGGAAAUCAAGGAGAAUUGCCAAGAGAAAUGAACAUAUCUUAUCAUCAUAGAGAAUACACAAUUGAAAAGUUAAAUACAGGAAUCGAAUAUCAAUUAUGUUUAAUCGCUGUAGAUUCGUUAGGUAAAGAAAGAGAGAGUUAUGAUUCUCAAUGCAUUCAAUUUGGUCCUCUACAUUCGAGUUCUCCAUCUUCUCUACUUAAUAACAGUCAUUUAAUGAUAAUUACAAGUGUUUUAUUGAUUUUAUCACUGGUUUCUUUCUAAGUUUUGGCUGUACAAAGCUCAUUAAUUUAGCGUAUAUUGCGUUACAAAAAUAAAAAAAUAAGUAAAUAAAAAUUGAAAAUCAUUUAAAAAAAUUGAAUAAAAUUAAUUAAUUUUACUUUUAUGAAAAAAAAAAUUAUACUAUAAUUUUUUAAUGGAUUUUGAAAAAUGGUUGAAGAAUCGAGCCGCUGUUUAUAGUUGACUGAAAAAUUUAAUUUCUAUAAUUAAUUAGUAAAUAUUAAUAUUAUUUUAAUAAUCAAUAGAUGAUAUUUUUAUAGAGUAUCAUCAUUUUCUGUGAUGAAAAUUUCUAUUUGAAAAUUCCAUAGUUUAUUAUAGUCCCGUAAACAGUAUAUCGGUUCUAGAAGUUUAUUUUGAUAAAGUAAUAAAGAAACAAAUAGCUUUAAAAAAAAUAAGAAGAAUAUUGAUUUUUAUGACGGGGCCUAUUAUAUUUUAUGAAGUAUUAUUUUAUAAACUUCCAUUAUAAACGAUAAGGAUUUGACGUUAAACAAUAUACUUCGUGUCAUUGCUCAACAACGACUAUAAUGAUAGCUUUAGACUCGAAGAUAAAACGAUUUGGUUGACAGAAAGACAUAAAAUUCGUGACAAAAGUGGAAACACUGACCCUACUGAAGGAAAACAUAAAAAUUUAUCAGCCAGUUCUGUACAGUUUCAAUGAGAAAAGAUUUCUCUCUAUGCACCUUUUUCUCCUCUGUCAAUCAAUAAAUUUUCAAUAAUUUAAAUGAAUUAAGAGAAUUUAUAUUUCUGAAACACUAGAAAUGUCAAUAA